Molecule: messenger RNA, 1325 nt
Organism: Lycium ferocissimum
Lineage: Eukaryota; Viridiplantae; Streptophyta; Magnoliopsida; Solanales; Solanaceae
Exons: 2
Coding region: 1-1065 (354 amino acids)
Source: RefSeq, a predicted model, not a curated record
AUGGCAGGUUCAAAGAGUAGAACACGCAAGUUGGUGCAGGUUCCUCGCCAGAAGGGUUCGCUAUCUAAUUUCAACAAUCUGCCAGACAACCUCCUUAUUGAAAUCCUCAUUAGACUACCAAGCAGCAAACAAGCAAUUCGAUGCAAAUUGACAACGAGUGGAUUUAGGGUUUCUCCCGGGUCGACCCGAUCACUUUGCAUAGUAGCAUCCUGUGAUGACCUUAUUUUAUGCUCUGAUAGAAGUAAUUACUUCAUCUGUAAUAUCCUCACUAGGCAAUGGACUGUUCUUCCCCCUAAUUGCCCGCGAAAAUUGGGUAUUGGUUUCUUGAUUGAGCCUAAUUGUGUGGAUAAUGCUCGAUACCAGGUGUUACAAUAUUUUUAUAAUGAUAAUUCUGGGAUUUAUGGUGAGAUUUUUUCGUCUGAGCAAGGACAAUGGACCAGGUUUGUUGUUGCAUCUCCGCGCACUUUGAAUUACUUAGGGAGAAUUACUUCACUUAUUGCUUGUGGACGGAUGUUAUAUGGAUUGAAUUAUAAGAGUAACGUUCGAGCUGACUUUGUUCUGGCAUUUGAUCCAUUCACAAAUGAUCCUGCACAAAUUCUACACAUUAUUGAUUUACCACUUGAGGCUCGUGAUAUUCAUGGCUUGUUGUGUUCUAAAUUGGGAGUGUGUCAAGGUCGUCUACUGUUUGCUCAAGUAAUUGAUCAACCAAGCCGAUACCCUUGUAUAAGUGUAUGGGAGCUUGAGGAUUACACAAUGGGGAAAUGGACGUUGGUGCACAAGAGAAUCCCUACAAUCAAAGCGUCAAGAGUCCCAAAAUUACGUCGUGAUACCAAACAUUUGGUUUCUGUACUAGCUUUUCACCCAUAUAAUGAGGAUCUUGUAUGUCUUCGUGUAGGUAAUUAUCACGUUGUGAUGUACAAUAUACGAACAGAUAAAGUGGAAAGCUCUACUCAUACAUUGAAGCUGCCGGGUUUGCCACAAGUAAUAGGAACAAACAAUGAUGGGUUACUAAUGUUACCAAUUACCCAAAAAUGGUGGCCAACACCAGUAAGAAAAUCCCUUUAAUCUCAUAGCUUCCUAUCAGGAGUAAGUCGUGGUCACAUGGAUUAGAGUUGUUGAUCGUUCUUAUCGUUUUCUUAUGUUGUCCAUAUAUAGUUCAUUCAGGAUGUUUUAGCAUAUGAUAUAGUCUGAAAUCCAACAUGCUUAGUAGUAGUAAGCAAAGUCCUUUCUUUCAGGUUAUUGUGUUCAUAUUUUAACUCCACAGUUGCCCAGCUGUUCAAUAUUUUUACUGUCAAUAUAUAUUAUCAUCUUUAUCUUGAACCAAA